UUCGCCAGCCCCUAGCAAUGCUGGAUACGUUUGAGAUCCUCACCACCUCGGGAGUGGUGCUAUGGUCGCGCGCAUACGUCCCCGUCGGUGCCAACAUCAUCAACAGUCUCAUUCGCGAUGUCUUCAUCGAAGAGCGGAUACAGCCUCAGUCGGAAGAUUCAAGCAGCAAACCCACAUAUCGAAAGGACGGUUACACAUUGAAGUGGACCUCAGAGAAGGAUCUCGGGUUGAUUUUCGUCGCCGUCUACCAGUCACUCGUCCACCUUACCUGGAUCGACAAACUUCUAGACAACGUGCGCGCCCUCUUCACCGGCCUGUACGGCGAGCAGCUCAAAAAAGAACACACGAGUGUGGUCAGCUGCGAAAAAUUCGCCCCCUAUUUUGAGCGACAGAUGCAGGAACUCGAGGGCCAAAGCGAUGCCUCCUCCUCCACCGCACCCAACGCGAAGCUUACCCCUCCGAGCACCGAUAAUGACAGUGCCGAAGAAAGUUCUCCAAAACAACCAAAUCUCCUGAAGCCACAACGGCCGCUAUAUGAUACGUCGGCCGACUCGACCCCCGUUCCCACCCCCGAUACAUCACGCCCAAACACACCUGGGCAGAGUCAUCUUUUGACAGGGAGACCGAAGCUGGGACAGAAAUUGUCGCGGCGCGAUAAGAAAAAGGCGGCUGGUCUAAAUUCCGCACCGGCAUCUUCUGGCGACGAAGCGGGAACAAAGCGCAAGGGGAAAGGUGCAGCGGCGAAAAAGAAUCGAGUCUGGGGAGAAUUUGGCGCUGACGAGGAAGACGACUCUGUGCUCGACUACUCACAGUCAGAUCUCAGAGAUGAUGCCUCCGCGAAUGAGGCGCUGGAGGAGAUCAAGCCCGAAACAUGGGGCCGCAAAACCAACAAGGGCCAGUUUGUGUUGAAAGAUCUGGACGAGGAAAUGGAUCAGAUAAUAGCAGAGCAGAAUGCGAAGAAGCAAUCCUCAACAGCAUCCGCCUCAGGCGGGCUUGUUGGUUCAAGUCUUGGUGCGAUAGGAGGCUUGUUCCGUAAUGUCGUGGGAGGUAAAACUCUCACCAAGGAAGACCUCGCCAAAUCACUGAAGGGCAUGGAGGAGCACCUUUUGAAGAAGAAUGUAGCACGGGAAGCUGCAGUACGGCUAUGCGAGAGCGUAGAGAGAGACCUUAUGGGCCUCAAAACAAGUUCAUUUACCACCGUUGAAUCCACCAUCCGUACCUCCAUGGAGAAAGCCCUAACCAAAAUGCUCACCCCGACCUCCUCCCUCGACCUCCUUCGUGAAAUACAAACAGUAAACGCCAGUGGCCGUCCUUAUGUUCUCUCCAUCGUCGGCGUCAACGGCGUUGGGAAAUCCACCAAUCUCUCUAAAAUCGCUUUCUUCCUCCUCCAAAACCACCACCGCGUGCUUGUAGCCGCAGCCGACACGUUCCGUUCAGGCGCGGUGGAGCAGCUGCGCGUACAUGUGCGCAAUCUCAAAGAGCUCAGCAAGCGUGAAGGUGGCGAAGUCGACCUCUUCGAAAAGGGCUACGGCAAAGACGCCGCCAACAUCGCCGCCGACGCCGUCGUCCACGCGUCCAAAUCAAACUUCAACGUCGUUCUCAUCGACACUGCGGGCCGUCGUCACAACGACCAGCGCCUCAUGUCAUCGCUUGAGAAGUUCGGGAAACUCGCUAAGCCCGACAAGAUUCUCAUGGUUGGCGAGGCGCUCGUUGGCUCGGAUUCGGUGGCCCAGGCACGCAACUUCAACGCUUCGUUUGGUCCAGGUAGGGGGUUGGAUGGCUUUGUCAUAAGUAAAUGCGAUACUGUGGGUGAUAUGGUGGGUACGCUUGUCAGCAUGGUGCAUGCGACGGGCAUCCCCGUUGUGUUCCUAGGAGUCGGGCAGCAUUACGCGGAUCUGAGGGGUUUGAACGUGGGCAAUGUUUGUAGGCUGUUGAUGAAUUAA
This is a messenger RNA of Periconia digitata, 1943 nucleotides long. The record is from the annotation of a GenBank genome assembly. Lineage: Eukaryota; Fungi; Ascomycota; Dothideomycetes; Pleosporales; Periconiaceae.